AUGUCCAGCUACCCGGAGCCGGAGGACGGGGCAGCGGCGGCGGGGACCCGGCCGGCCCCGGACACCACGGGCCGCGGCGGCGGCGGAGGCCGAGCGUCGUCCCGGGAACCGGAGGAAGCGUCGUCGAGCCCGAGCCGAGGCGGGACGGGGAGCGGCGGAGGCCCCGAGAAGCCGGACCCGGCUCAGAAGCCCCCGUACUCGUACGUGGCGCUGAUCGCCAUGGCGAUCCGCGAGAGCGCCGAGAAGCGGCUGACGCUGUCGGGCAUCUACCAGUACAUCAUCGGCAAGUUCCCGUUCUACGAGAAGAACAAGAAGGGCUGGCAGAACAGCAUCCGCCACAACCUCAGCCUCAACGAGUGCUUCAUCAAGGUGCCGCGCGAGGGCGGCGGCGAGCGCAAGGGCAACUACUGGACCCUCGACCCGGCCUGCGAGGACAUGUUCGAGAAGGGCAACUACCGCCGCCGCCGCCGCAUGAAGCGGCCCUUCCGCCCGCCGCCCACCGCGCACUUCCCGCCGCCCAAGGCCUUCUUCGGGCCGGGCGGCGCGGCGGCGGCGGGCGGCGCGGGCGGCCCGGGCGCCGCCUGCGGGGUGGGCGCUUUAGGAGCCGGCGGUGGCGGCGGCGGCGGCGGCCUGAUGCCGGGCGCCGUGGAUGGGUAUGGGUACCACCAUCACCACCACCAUCACCACCACCCGUUGGGCCCCCCCAAAUACCUGCAAUCGGGGUUCCUCAACAACUCGUGGCCGCUGCCCCAGCCGCCCUCGCCCAUGCCCGGUUACGCGUCCUGUCAGAUGGCGGCGGCGGCGGCCGCGGCGGCGGCGGCGGCGGCGGCGGCCGCGGCCUCCACCGGACCCGCCGCCGCCGCCGCCGGGGGUCCCGUCGCCGGGGGUGGAGCGGCGGCGGCCGCCGUGGUGAAGGGGCUGACCGGCCCCGCCGCCGCCGCCGCCACCUACGGGCCUUACUCCCGCGUGCAGGGCAUGGCGCUGGCCCCCGGCGUGGUGAACUCCUACAACGGCCUGGGAGGCCCACCGACCGCGCCCCCGCCGCCGCCGCCGCCGCCGCCGCCGCCGCCACCUCCGCCUCCGCCGCCGCCGCAUCAUCUGCCUCCUCCGCCAGCCCCGCCGCCGCCGCACCACGGAGCCGCCGCGCCGCCCCCCGGGGGUCCGCUGAGCCCCGCCAGCCCCGCCGCCGCCGCCGCCCCGGGCCCCGCGGCCCCCGGCGCCCCCGGCCUGCAGUUCGCCUGCGCCCGGCAGCCCGAGCUCGCCCUGAUGCACUGCUCGUACUGGGACCACGACGGCAAGGCGGGCGCGCUGCACCCGCGCCUGGACCUCUGA
Messenger RNA from Dipodomys spectabilis (banner-tailed kangaroo rat), 1332 nucleotides. RefSeq names its product forkhead box L2 (gene Foxl2). The transcript has a single exon. The record is from RefSeq and is a predicted model, not a curated record. Lineage: Eukaryota; Metazoa; Chordata; Mammalia; Rodentia; Heteromyidae. Gene Ontology annotation, molecular function: RNA polymerase II cis-regulatory region sequence-specific DNA binding; DNA-binding transcription factor activity, RNA polymerase II-specific. The coding region runs from base 1 to 1332 and encodes 443 amino acids. Gene Ontology annotation, biological process: cell differentiation; regulation of transcription by RNA polymerase II; anatomical structure morphogenesis.